Messenger RNA from Magallana angulata, 2340 nucleotides. RefSeq names its product putative nuclease HARBI1. The transcript is spliced from 4 exons. NCBI's taxonomy places the organism in Eukaryota, Metazoa, Mollusca, Bivalvia, Ostreida, Ostreidae. The record is from RefSeq and is a predicted model, not a curated record. The coding region runs from base 162 to 1196 and encodes 344 amino acids.
CCAUAUUUACUAAAGUUCGUAGACGUAGACGUAGACGUAAACUUAGACGUAGCGUACGUUUACGUCUAAAUCGGUAUUCACAAAAUGACGUUGACGUAAAAUUACGUCAUAAUCGGACGUAAAUCUACGUCUGCUCGAUAGGUACACGUAUCUUAUCAAACAUGGCGGCGAUUUUGUUUACACUUGCGAGAGAGAGGAGUCUGAGACGUCAGAGAGUUUUCCGGGACCGGACUAACCCCUUAGAUGUUUUCAGCGACCGAGAACUAAUUUGCCGUUAUCGAUUCCCGAGGCGGACCAUCGUUGAUUUCAUUCAGCAGGUGGACAGAAGACUUUCACGACCUACUAACAGGUCCCAUCCUUUGCCUGUUUCAUCUAUGGUGUUGGCAACUCUUCGAGUUCUGUCCAAAGGAGACUUUCAGUCUGAGGCUGCUGACAUACAUGGUAUUUCUCAACCCUCGUUCAGCAGAAUGUUUAUGGGAGUCGUUGAUGCCCUGAAUGCCAGCCUUGACAACAUAAUUUUUCCGAUGGGGCAAGAGGAAAUUCUUCGGACAAAGGAGGAAUUUUUGAGGGUGGCAAACUUCCCCAACGUAGUUGGUGCCAUUGAUGGAACUCUGAUUCCAAUCAUGGGAAUGACUGGAGACGAUGAGCAUGUUUUUGUGUGCAGGAAAGGAUUUCAUGCCAUAAAUAUGCAGGGAAUCGUGACGGCUGACCUGAGAUUUACAAACAUCGUUUGCAAGUAUGGGGGUGCCACACAUGAUGCAUACAUACUUGCAAACUCGUGCAUUCCCGAGAUAAUGGACCAGCUGCCAGGUGGAGGAUGGCUUUUAGGGGACAGUGGCUACCCCCUUCGUCCAUGGUUAAUGACUCCUUUCCUCACACCCCAAGCAGGACAGCAGGAGAAAUACAAUGCCAGUCACAUUAAGACAAGAAACUGUGUUGAGAGGGCUUUUGGUGUCCUUAAGUCCAGAUUUCGAUGUCUGCACAAAACAGGAGGAGCUUUGGCCUACACCCCUUCAAAAUGUGUGAGGAUCAUCGAAUGUUGCUGCCGCCUCCACAACAGGGCCAUCGAAGACCGCAUUCCAGCACCAGCAAUGGGACAAGUACCCAUCUUCUCUGAUAAUGACACUUUCAAUGCUGAAACUAUUGUCAAUGCAAACGCAGUUAACACCAGAAACAUCAUUGUUAGAAGAUUUUAAUUUUUUAGUGGAAUUGUCUGUCUAUUUGAUAUAUUUGCCUGUCCAAUAGUUAGUAAUUUUUGAUAAGUAAUGUGCAACACCCUGUUAAAUGUAGACUGAUAUUUUAAUUAUUCAAAUAAGUGAUAAUUUUUUUUCUGCUUACAGGUCAUUAUCUUUGAAUUGUACAAAAGUUAGUAUGUUAAAUGUGUUCUAAGAUUGAUGUUUUCCAAUUUGUUAUCUAAAAAAUCAUGUUCUACAUUGUCAACUCAAUUAUGGUAAACGAUUUGGUUAUUGUUUUAGAUUUGUUUUAUUUGAUAUUUUUAUAGAGAGAUAUCAUUUAAAGCUGCCAUCUUACUGUAGAAUUGUUAUAUUCCAUUUUUGAAUUCUCCAUCUAACUGGAACACAUACAAAGAAACACUUUUUUGUUAAUCCACAGUGUCAUUUUCAAUUUUUUUUUUUUAAAUCAAAAAAUUAAUACUGUUCAACACAUCAAGAUAAUGCCAGAGUAUGACUUACUGUACUGUUUAAUUUACAUUUAAUAUGCAUGUAUUAUUGUUAAAGUUGUCUUGAGAUGGUACUCUUAAAAUACAUUUAUGAAAUAUAUUGAGUCCCUUGAAAUUUAGCAUGUGUUUAUUUGUUAUUUGAUAAAUUUAAAAAUGAUUAAGUCUAUUUUCCAAGACAAUUCAUUCAUGUACUUAAUGUUUUCACAUUCUUUAAAAUAUAAACAAAAAUAUUCUAGUCCAUAUGGUGGAUAAUUAUAAUAAAAUUUAAUAUAACCAGCAAAUUAAAAAUGCUGCUUCCAUACAAGUAAUUGUAAUUGUAAUAAUGGUCAGAAAAGGCAGAACAAGAUAUCUGUGAGCUUAAUGUUCACUAGUAAUACCCCGCUCUGAUGUGAAUAUGCAAAAUGAGCAAAGUUGACAGAAAGCUGAUUGGUACAAAAAUAAAUCCUAACUUCUGGCAUGCCUAAACAAAUAGUGUGUUAAAAUUUCAAGCAUCUGUGAUGAAUAGUUGCUGAAAAACUGUGACAGAAAUUACCGUUACUGACAGACAGAUGAACAAAAGGACAGUCAUGAGACAGACAGACACACAAGGGUAAAACAGUAUAACCCCUUCUCCUUUGGAGCGGAGGUAUAAAAAACAUUGGUCUCACAGAGGGUGGAAGUUU